GGUGCAGACUUAAAGAUCAAAUGCAUAAAUCUUUCACAUGUGAACAAAAUUAAAACUAACCCAGCCAACAAUCUUCUAAUGCAAUUACAGGUUAAAAAUAAAUUGGUUUAAACUUGGACAACAUUUUUACUUUAUCAUGCACUGCUGCCUGCUAGUUCUGUACAUUUUCUAAGCACCUGUAAGUUUUAAAGACUUGUGUAACUUUUAAAAAUGGAUAUUGAGUUUUUAACCUUUAAUUCUGAAGUUCACAAAGUUGGUUAAAGGCAUUAGAAUGGUUGUAAAUGUAGCUCAUAAUUUCUUACAAUGGCUUUUUGAAAUUUUUUUUUUUUUUUUUUUUUUCUUUAAACUGGAAGUUUGUCAUGUGAGUACAAAAGCCAGGUGUCUGGCUUGAUCUAAACCUCUGACAAUAUUGGGCUUUGCUUUUUUGCCAGUGAUCAGUAUAACUACAUCAGGUGGGACUCGUUAGUUGUCAAGGUUCUGUUAAACUAUGGAGCCAAAAACAGAAAUUAUGCAUUCCCUCAUUAUCCAUGAAGUGGGGGGAUGAAAAGAUCGUUGGAAUUUAGUGACUUGUCAAACUUGCACACGAACCAUAGUCCAGGCUUGAACCACAAGCAGGAAGUGGCAGUCUGUGGAGUCACAAAUCACACUUGGGUUUCUUGUCAGUGAAGUUGGCUCAUCUAACAACCCCUACACCCAGGGGAAUGAUGUCCGAUUCUGAACUGAUAUUUUCCACUUCCUUAAUGCUGGUUGUGUGCUUUAGUAAGGAAUCCAUGCUUUCUCUCUUGUUUGGGGUGUGUUUUUGAUAGUAUUGUGGAAAUAUGGGAUACAGCAAAGUUUCACUUCUCACCACCAGAGGGCAAUAAACUCCACAAAAUUGGGCAGUGUGUGACGGUUGCUUUCAAAAUUUUCAGUUUCAAAAUGAACUAAUUGUCGGUGGUCAGUGUCUUAGGUUUAUGUGAAUUUGCUUGGUAAAUUAUAUAGUUGGAUAAUUUUUAGGCCUUCAUUGACGAGGUUGGCGUCUCCCAUACUCGUGUUUCCUAAAGUUAAUCUAUUCUUAGAAAUUUCAGUCUAAAGAGCAGGUUUUUAAAAACCAUAUAUUCUUACCUUUUAAGUGCAAACGAAUAAAGGUUUAGGUUCUGUUUUAUGGCAUAUACUUGUGUAGCUACACUGUAUUAUGGCAUACUGUCCCUAAUGCUUGGAAUUUGUUUUAUUUCGAAGUAUUCCUUUGUAUGGUAAUGCCAGUUGCCACUGGUCCCGUAACACAACCUUUCAUGCUUAGUUUUAAGUAGACGGCGACGUCUGUGGUGAAGAGUAUAGGAUGUUUUGGAAAUGUUUUUGGCUAUUUCAAUGAUCGUGUUGUUGAAUAAGGCAAUUUAUCAUACGCACCUGCCUAAGGGGUCCAUUUUGAAUCAUUAGUCUAACAUCUGAGGUAUUUUAUAGAAGUGUGUCAGUAUUGGUUUUCUCUAGUGCACGGAAUGCCGACCAGUCUGAUAGGGUUGGAAUUUAACCCUGUUUUGAUUUUACCUUUCACUGAGGGGAUAUUAUAGGCUAUUGAUGAAAUAAGCUAUCUACAACUCCAUCAAGUAGCCUAAGUGGCUUCAAAUCUCUCUCAGGUCGAAGACUGCUUCUUUUAAAACUUCAGUGUUUUAACCUGAAUUUAUGUUUAAUUGGUAAGAGACAAAAUCAGUGCGUCUGUAAUUCUUUCCGAGCGGUGCAGUGAGGGGGGGGGAGGAGGCACGAUACAACUUUCGUGACCAGUUGAACCGAGUAAAGAAACGGAAUAUUUUGUUAAAAUCCGGGUAUUCCGACUCGAUGGAUGUUCUCAUCCAUAGUUUUGUCGUCUUUAAGAUAUCGGUUUUUAAACUAUUUGUAAAGGCGCCCAGUUGAUGUGAUCAGCACAUGCAGAUGCCCUUUUAUUUAGAAAUGGAUCUCAAAUUGACUAGGUUGAUUUUGUUCCUUUUUAUAUUUAAUAGUGGAUGGCAGUUCUUUUAAUGUGCAAAUUAAAGCGGUGAUAGAGAACCAAUGAAAACAGACUCCUAAAUUCACUUGGCACUUUCAACUGACAUAGUCUACGUCACUGCUGGGUUUACCCAAUCGCAUCAGAAUGAGCCUCUUCACUUUCUGAGGGACAUUCUCAAAGUUUUGACUUUUGCAGCAAAAGACAGCAGGUUGAUGAAAAUGUUUUAUUAUCUCCCAGGUCUUCAUGUGAACUACUAAGAAAGAGUGCCAUUUUAUUUAUAGAUUUCAAAGCGUUGAAUAGUUAAGCAGCGAUUGCGGCGUUUAAGCAUCUCUCUCCCGCGAGUAAAAAGACCGCACUCUGCUAGAAUGCCAUAUCUUCAAGAUUUGCAAUGUUUUAACGAAGCAGCUGGAUUUUGCUUGUGAAGAUGGGUAUAACGCGGCGGUAUGAUUGAUUCGGAUUUUUUAACGAAACCGCGAAACCUGUUUUUUAAGUUUAGUACUGAAAUGAUGAUUAUUAGCAUUUUCAGCUUUGCUCAUUCUGCUGAAGAAUAACCUACUUUUUGUCCUACUGGCGCUUUGAGAAGAAGAAAAAAACAAACAACAAAAAAUAAAACUCUAAAGAACUAUUUUUAUCACGAUUUUCACAGCACUUAUUUUUCUUUUAAGAUAUUGACAGAGUUGUAGUUUCUUGGUUAUGUUAGCUGUAGGGCAAAUGGACGGAUCUCGCCAGAGCGCAUUCCUUCUUAAUACUCCUCCAUUAGCCGCUCUACAUAGUAUGACCGAAAUGAAGACGCCACUUUAUCCAGCUUACCCGUUAUCUUCUACCGGACCAGCAUCAUCCACUUCACCGACAUCUACUUCUCCGAACCCAGGUGGUAUCCCCGUCUCUUCCCCAGGGAUCAAAACAUCAACUGGACUGUCAAGCCUUGGAUCAACCCAGCAGUGUGGGGCCGCUACCCCACACGGAAUAAACGAUAUUCUCAGCCGCCCCUCGACUUUAUCCACCGGUGCAGUCGCGGCGUCUUCCCCCGCUGGAAUCUUGUCUGGACUUCCUCGUUUCAGUAGCUUGAGUCCACCACCGCCACCAGGGCUCUACUUCAGCCCCAGCGCCGCGGCCGUGGCUGUAGCUCGCUACCCGAAACCUCUGACAGACCUUCCAGGCAGGACCCCAAUAUUUUGGCCUGGAGUGGUGCAAAGUCCACAUUGGAGAGAUGCAAGAUUUGCAUGUUCACCUCAUCAAAACUCGGUGCUGCUGGACAAGGACGGAAAGAGGAAGCAUACGCGACCGACGUUUUCUGGACAACAAAUUUUCGCUCUGGAAAAGACAUUUGAACAAACGAAAUAUUUAGCGGGACCAGAGAGAGCGCGAUUGGCCUACUCAUUAGGAAUGACAGAGAGCCAAGUGAAGGUGUGGUUUCAAAAUCGAAGAACAAAGUGGAGGAAAAGGCACGCAGCUGAGAUGGCUUCGGCAAAGAAAAAACAAGAUUCGGAGACCGAGAGGCUGAAGGGGGCCUCAGAAAACGAAGACGAUGACGAGGACUACAACAAGCCUUUAGAUCCAAACUCAGACGAUGAGAAAAUCACCCAGUUAUUGAAAAAACACAAGCCGAACUCAGCUCUUAUAAUCCACACGUCGGAAAACGAGAGCUCAUAAAAUGAAUGGUAGCUUGUCGUUUCUGGUACAGAAUUUCCUGUGAACUAUGAUAAAUAACAUACCAUUUUUCCCAGUUCAGAAAUGUGGGUUUUUUCGCAAAAGGAUGCAAAGCAAAAAAACUGCGCAGUAUUGGAGGAGCUGAUUGUUCGUCACAGACUAUUGAACAGACUGCGAUAUAGACGUUUCACGCAAAGAGGACGGUACUGUUUCAUGUAAAAUAACAGCGUGAGUUGUAUUGAAUAGAAACUAUAUUACUGUGAAUAUUUAUGUGUAAAAUAUCUUUUUGUAAAGAGAUUACCAUAGGUUCUUUUUGUUCCUAAUCCCAGUUCACUGUAAUAUUUUGUUUGAGCUAUUUGCAUACCCAUGCGGUGUAUGUGAAUAAGAGGAUUUCUUAAAUUAAACAACAUCUUCGGCCCUUGGAAAAUA
This is a messenger RNA of Electrophorus electricus (electric eel), 4039 nucleotides long. RefSeq names its product NK6 homeobox 1 (gene nkx6-1). Gene Ontology annotation, biological process: regulation of transcription by RNA polymerase II; cell differentiation. Gene Ontology annotation, molecular function: DNA-binding transcription factor activity, RNA polymerase II-specific; RNA polymerase II cis-regulatory region sequence-specific DNA binding. The record is from RefSeq and is a predicted model, not a curated record. Gene Ontology annotation, cellular component: nucleus. Lineage: Eukaryota; Metazoa; Chordata; Actinopteri; Gymnotiformes; Gymnotidae.